GCUCUAAAAAAAUUAAUUGUGAUUGGAAAGUUAACUUGUCAUCUGCAACUAGUAUGAUUUGUAUCACUAGUUUUAAUGAUCACUAUGUUGAGCAUCAACUUUCACCGGAUACAAAUAUUUUUGCCCCAGUAAAUCAUCAGUUUUCUGAUGAUUGUCGUGAAGAAAUUCGGCACUUGGUAGUAAAUGAACAUAAGGUGGAAGAAAAUGAUGCAUCUAGGCUUUUAUCACAACUCCAUGAAUAUAGAGAAAAGGACUCUAAUUGGUAUAUUGAAUCCUUAAUCAAUUCUAUUA
Molecule: messenger RNA, 291 nt
Organism: Cetraspora pellucida
Lineage: Eukaryota; Fungi; Glomeromycota; Glomeromycetes; Diversisporales; Gigasporaceae
Source: the annotation of a GenBank genome assembly